This is a messenger RNA of Rhopilema esculentum, 2983 nucleotides long. RefSeq names its product transmembrane protein 45B. The record is from RefSeq and is a predicted model, not a curated record. NCBI's taxonomy places the organism in Eukaryota, Metazoa, Cnidaria, Scyphozoa, Rhizostomeae, Rhizostomatidae.
AAACAACUGUUUGCGUCCUCGGGGCGAAAAAUAUUUUCCGCUUGGGUUUGUUAUGUGUUGGAAUCUUCUUAGCAAAGGAGCACUCGGAACGUAUUUUGUUGUUAUCAAGUGGAGUAUUUUUAUUAUCAGUAUAGUAAACUUUUGUUUGAAAUGCGAGAUCACUUUUGAAAUUGCAAAAAUAUCCUCUAGCAAUUUGAAUAAUAAAUUUCGCUUUCUGUUAUGAGAGUUGCGGAAUUCAGCGGAAGUUGGCCAUAAGAGACACAACUCGAAAUAAACUCUACGGAAGAUGCAUUUUGCAGGCAGUUUGGCUCUAUCCAUUUACCUGUUUUUUCAUGGAAUUUGGUGGCUUAUAAUGUGCACAAACGACCACUUCAUGUCGAAAAUUCCAGACCGAACGACAAGAAGGAAAUCCCACUUCACUUCAAAGACGUGGCACACAGUCCCUAUUUCGAAACUUCCGUUGGAACCAAUUCUCCGUCUUUUCAGCGCCUUGUUAUGUGCAGUCAUAGAUUUGUCAGUUUCAGGCCAGUGGAAGUUAUUUGACGAAAAUGGAGACGUGAUUGCAAAUAACGUCGCUGGGUUUUCACAUGCGACGCUGUUUAUUUUGUUUGCAGUAUUGGCUGUCGCGGAAAUAAUUGAAUCGUUCAGAAAAUCCCAACUUCCUGCGACAAUUCUGCAAUUGAUAUUGUCAGUUUCAUACCUUUCCAUUGGCCUAGUCUACUAUCAAUACUCACAGAGUUCUGAUUCACAUCCAAUUGCCAAGGGUCAUGCAAGGUUACUGGCAUUAAUCGCAUGGAUUGCAUCAGUUUUUGCUGCAUGUGAAAGCUGUCAUCCAAAGUCAUAUCCAUUGAGUUUUGGAAGAAGAUUCUUAACUACCCUUCAAGGGACUUGGCUUUUCCAAAUGUCAUUUUCCAUCUUUGGAUCAAAAAAAUGGAAAGAGACUCAAGGAACCAAAAGUCUCAUUGCAUUAACAUUUCUCUGGCAUAUUCUUGUGCUAAUUGUACUGUGUCUGAUUUGUCAUGGAAUAAUGCUUUGUGCAGUAAACAGAUACACACACAAACAAGAUGGUAUUUAUAACAACUACAAUUCCCAGCGGAAAGUUGAUGAAGACAGUAUCCCACUGGGAAUAGUUGUAAAUGGUAACAUGCUCUAUGAAGAUGGCACCUCAGAUACCGAAACUCUUUAUCCGUAAAAUCGCAAAUAUCCAAACCAAUCCUCAUCAUAGUUUAUUGAGAUAAUCCAAUCUUUAGGGGUUUAUUUUUCAAGAAUCUUGAUUGCAAGGUCAUAGCUUUUUAAAUUCUAAAUCUGUAUAAUAAUUCUAUUUAACCAACUUAUUUAGAUUUAGACCCCGUUUACGCUGUGCAGGAUAAGUUUUAUCUGCAUCAAAAUUAGUUCAGAUAGGCAUCACCGUUACACUAGACCCACGCUAUCCGCAAAAAUUUGAGAGCGACUAUCUGAACAAAAUUAGUUCACCUAAGGAAAUGGAUUAAAUUAGUUUUGAUAGCUAUGUAGUACAGUGUAAAUGGUUUUAUCCGGAUAAAUUUUACCCACACCUGUCUUGUUGAAAAAUGUUUGGCUAUUUAAUCCUUUUUAGUUUUGGCUGCCUUGUAGUCUACAAAUACUCACUUUAAAAGUGCAGUACCUUUUUGGUUUACAUAGAAUUGGCAUCCUUGUCACUUUUCUCAGCAUUCUUCGCUAUUUCAGAGAUGACUUCAUUUUAGGCGUUCUGUGCAACAUUUUGGUCACAUGACUGCAGUUCUUUGGCACAGUGUAAACAGGAGGGCAAAGUGGACAAAAUUUGUGUGGCACAGUGUAAACCCAGAUCAAUCUGAACAAGUUUUAGGCAGAUAAAAUCUAUCCAGCACAGUGUAAACAGGGUCUUAAUUUUCUUCUUUUAGAAAGGGAUUUAAAAUUUUCUUUUGCUGAAAUAUUUUUAUUUAAUGAAACAAGAUCACAUGUUUGUGGCCCACCUUUCAAAUAUUUUUCUCCCUCUACCAUACAUUAUAAAUCAUAUUAGAAUAGCUUCUUUGAUGAUGUGGACAGUUUCUAGGAUUCAGCAAAUUUGUCAAGCUGAUUUGGAACCAGAUUUCUUGAAAGGUUCAUAUUUAUUAUACUCUAUGAUGAAAAAAUGCUGAGCUUUUUUUACUCAACAUGAAAUAAAUUUUCAUGCAAUUUGAUAGAACACUAAAAAGGUUAAAAGGAUUGUAGAAACUUUUUGUUAUAGUGGUUAAAUAACAUUUUAACAGAUUGGAUACAAGUCUCCACUCUGGUUUAAACAUAGGAAAUUCAAUAAAAUAUUUGUUGCUUUCAUACAAGUAUUUGAAAUUUGACUUAAAAUAUUUAACAAUUUUGACAUAAUGAUUUUGUCUGGGAGACCAUUUCAAAAGCCUGUUACUCUCAAGCUGAAAAACUAUUUUCUAAUUGCAGUAUUGAAUCUUUGCUUCUUCAACUUCCGACUGUUUCUUCUCAUAUGUGAUGCUUUUUCUAAUGGUGGUAGGGUAAUGAGGUCACCUCUCAAUCUCUUGUACACUAAACUUGGAAGCUUGAGUGCCACAAGUCUAUCUGCAUAUUUCAUCUCCUAUAUAUAUGCCUGGCACUUACUUUGUACCUCUCCUCUGAACUCCCAUGAACUAUUGUAAAUCUAUGUUAUAACAGGAUGCCCAUAUACAUUACUCCAGAUUUGGCCUGACUAUACUCGUGUACAACUGGAUCAGCAUGUCCCCAAGAAGAUGCUCAAAAGACCUGUGAAUCGUUUCAAGUUUACUAUGAUAACUGACAAAAUAUUUUUUCUCAAUGUUUUCGUUAUGUCCACAGUGUCACAAUGUGAUCAAUUUCAGCUAACACCUUUUCCUUCAGAAGUGAAGGCAUUAGAGAGUUCGCAGAAUUGAUUUUAAAAUACUUACUGACAUGCUAUUUUUAGCCUGUGCCCCAGUCCACAAAUGCUGCCACAUUUAUGCAGGCUAGCUAUUUUUAUGCUUUGUUG